This is a messenger RNA of Geodia barretti, 217 nucleotides long. NCBI's taxonomy places the organism in Eukaryota, Metazoa, Porifera, Demospongiae, Tetractinellida, Geodiidae. The record is from the annotation of a GenBank genome assembly.
CUUGGAUUAAUACUUGUUGUACUUGGAUUUAUACUUGUUGGAUAUUCUGUAGAGAAAGAGAGAAAUGCUGAAGCUACCCAUGCAGAAAAUCUCUACUCGCACCUUUCAGGAAGAUGUCGAGAGGGUCACUAACAUUGCUUUUAACGGCAUUUCGAUAUAGCUGAGGACAGGUGUGUGCAAAGCUGAAGAGAAGGGAAACAAACAGACCGAGAUGCAU